Molecule: messenger RNA, 2494 nt
Organism: Durio zibethinus
Lineage: Eukaryota; Viridiplantae; Streptophyta; Magnoliopsida; Malvales; Malvaceae
Source: RefSeq, a predicted model, not a curated record
CUUUUUUUAACAUAAUAAUAAAAUUUUCACUGUUCUUCUUCUUUGUUCUUCUAUGAUUUUUCUUAAUAUCCUCAAAUGUACCCUUUAAUUUUUUUUAAGGUAUAAAAUAGGUGUCCAUAUAAUUAGAAUGUGAAAGCGUUUAGGGACACUUUUAUUUGUAAGUAUAGAUGUUGAAGAUUUAGGCUUCCACAAACCAAUCCUCCCUUGUUGCUGCAGCAGCCAUUGCUCUUUUACUUGGGUCAUGUUCUCUUUGAUAUGGUGCUAGGCUGCAUAUCUCCCUUGCUGCUUCCUUGCCAUGGAAACUGGGUUCUACAACUUACUUAAAUUAUGGCUUCUGUUUUCAUUUCCUAUUACUUUUCCCUCAGCCAAUUCAAUAAACUUCCAAAUGCCUCGCUUUGACUUAAAUGCAAACAAAAUUCUCUAUCAGGGUGAUGCAAAACCCUCUGUUGGAGCCAUUGAGUUUAACCUUUACGAUUAUCUAUGCCGCGUUGGAUGGGCAACAUAUGCUGAGAAGGUGCCACUCUGGGACUCAAGCACAGGAAGACUCUCUGACUUCAAUACCCGCUUCUCCUUUUAUAUUGAUAUCCAAGGACGUCCACGUUAUGGUCAUGGGAUUGCUUUUUUUCUUGCUCCUGUUGGGUCUCAAAUCCCACCAAAUUCAGCUGGUGGCUUUUUGGGGCUAUUUAACACAACAACUAGUGAUUCGUCUCAGAACCAAAUUGUUCUUGUGGAGUUUGACACAUUUGAAAAUCCUCAAUGGGAUCCACCUGGAGUUGGUAGUCAUGUGGGGAUCAACAAUAACUCAAUCUCUUCAGCAAACUAUGUCAGAUGGAAUGCUAGCUUUCACAGUGGAGAUACUGCAGAUGUAGUCAUUAACUACAAUGCUGCUACCAAGAACUUAAGUGUGUCUUGGAGCUAUCAGACAACCAAUAAUCCCCAGGAGAAUUCAAGUCUUUCUUAUCAAAUUGAUCUGAUGAAAGUUUUACCUGAGUGGGCUAUGGUUGGGUUUUCAGCUGCUACAGGUCAGUAUGGAGAGCGGCAUAGACUGCAAUCUUGGGAGUUUAAUUCUAAUUUAAUUGUGAAAGGGGAAACAAGGGGCAACACAGCAAGAAAUACCAAAAUAGUUAUAGGCAUCGUUGUUCCUUUGGGUGUUCUGAUAGUUGGGACAGUUAUAGCAUUAAUGAUUUGGUGGCGGCAAAAGCAUGUGAAAAGAAGAACACCAGAGACAACAAACUUGACAUCAAUGAAUGAAGAUCUUGAAAGGGGAGCCGGACCUAGAAGGUUUUCUUAUACUGAUCUUGCCGCUGCUACCAAUAACUUCUCAGAACAGAGAAAGUUGGGUGAAGGAGGAUUUGGUGCAGUUUAUAGGGGUUACCUACCUGAUUUGGAAAUGGCUGUUGCUGUUAAAAGGAUUUCAAGCCGGUCCAAACAAGGGAAAAAGGAGUAUAUAACUGAAGUGAAGGUCAUUAGCCAGUUAAGACACCGGAAUCUGGUGCAACUUAUUGGUUGGUGCCAUGAUAGAAAUGAUUUCUUACUUGUUUACGAGUUGAUGCCAAAUGGUAGCCUUGAUUCCCAUCUCUUUGGCAGAAGAAUUCCCCUUACUUGGCCUACAAGGUACAAAAUAUCUCUUGGAUUGGCAUCUGCACUUCUCUACCUUCAUGAAGAGUGUGAGCAGUAUGUGGUGCAUCGAGAUAUUAAAUCAAGCAAUGUAAUGCUUGAUUCUAGUUUCACCGCCAAACUUGGUGACUUUGGAUUGGCUAAACUCAUGGACCCUGCGCUAGGUCCAAAAACAACAGGGGUGGCGGGAACUUUAGGCUACUUGGCUCCGGAUUACAUAAGCACAGGUAGGGCUAGUAAGGAGUCGGAUGUUUUUAGCUUUGGAGUGGUCAUUUUAGAAAUUGCAACUGGAAGUAAAUCUGUUAAUCCUCGAGGAAAUUCUGAUAUGGGAUUGGUAGAGUGGACUUGGGAUCUUUGUGGGAAAGGAGAGCUACUUUUGGCUGUUGACAAGAAGUUGAACAAGGAUUUUGAUGAAAAACAAGCAGAGUGUUUGAUGAUUGUUGGACUGUGGUGUGCUCACCCUGAUUGUAAUUCGAGGCCUUCAAUCAGGCAAGCAAUUCAAGUUCUUAAUUUUGAGUCAGCGAUGCCAAAUCUUCCUGUCAAGAUGCCUGUUCCUAUGUAUCAUAUACCUUUACCAUCAGUGAACUCUGGGGAACCUCAAAUAACUUAUUCAAGCAUUGAAGCGGGUCGUUAGACAUGAGUUGCCUUCUCUGUAAAGUCCUACUUUGUUAUUUUUGUUCUUUCUAAAUUCACUAUUGAGUAUUUGACAUUAAGUUGAUGUAUAAAUACAAUUUAUAAAGGUAUUCAGAGGAAUUUAGUUCGAUUACUGUGUUGCUUAACCACUUUUUUUACCGUCAACCACUUUUUGUACUGUCAUAAAGAUAGAUUAAAAGAUUUGCAUUGAAUGUCUGCUGUCAAGAGUAAAACUUUGGUUUAU